AUGGAGGGUGAUUUGAACCUCUCGCAGGCGCUAGGGGGGCUGCGGAUUGCAAAUCAGACAGAAGACUCGCCUCCCCCGUCACCCCGUACGGGAACUUCGUCAAACUCAAACAACACUUCUACUAUUCACAUCCCAGAUCUUCACUCCUUUUAUUCUCACCAAAACUACUCUGCAAAUUCACCAACAAGCAAUGCGCCAGCUGGGAGCCAGUCUCCAAGCUCAUCUUUUGUCGGGUCGCAGCAUUCAGUGCCACCGCCUCGCUCUACAUACCCCCCACCCACUCCGCCGUCAAGAUCGAAUUCCCAGUUUGCCCCAGGGCCAUAUCAAUCUAAUGCAUCCUCUGGCUACCCCUCGCAAAACGUUUCGUCCUCCGCGUCAAUCAAUUCGAAUCCUCAAAUGUAUCCCGACUAUGCUCGCAUGACUCGUGAGCCCUCGCGAGGAUCAUUAUCAGGCCCUUCUGGAGCAGCUUCUAGACAGACACAAAGAGAGCGUUCCAACACAGACAGGUCCUACCGUCAAUCCCAUCCAACAGUGAAGAAAGGGGUUAAAGAUUUCAACUUUGGGAGAACUUUGGGAGAAGGAAGCUACAGUACUGUUGUUGCUGCUACUGAUCGAACAACACUGAAAGAAUACGCCAUUAAGGUCCUUGAUAAACGACACAUCAUCAAAGAAAAAAAGGUCAAAUACGUCAAUAUUGAGAAAAACACCUUGAAUAGGUUGGGGGAACAUCCGGGGGUAGUACGAUUGUAUUAUACAUUUCAGGACGAGAGAAGUUUGUAUUUUGUGCUAGAUCUUGCGGCGGGUGGUGAGCUUUUAGGUUUCCUGAAAAGGAUGACUACUUUCGAUGAAGAGUGCACUCGGUAUUAUUCUGCACAAAUUUUGGACACAAUUGAGUAUAUGCAUAUAAAAGGCGUUAUUCAUCGCGAUUUGAAACCCGAAAAUGUACUCCUCGACGACCAGAUGCGCGUCAAGAUAACGGAUUUUGGAACCGCCAAGAUUCUUGAUCCACCAGAAAAGACAGGGGACGGAACGAAUGGGGAUUCAGCUAAUGGUGCAGGUUCAUAUCCUAAUGACCAAACAGAAGGUGAUGACGCGAAAGCAAAUUCAUUUGUGGGAACGGCAGAAUAUGUUUCUCCGGAACUUUUGACUUACAAGGCAGCUUGUAAGGCUUCUGAUUUGUGGGCAUUUGGGUGUAUAGUCUUUCAGUUACUCUCUGGACGGCCACCUUUCAAGGCGGGGAAUGAAUAUCAAACGUUCCAGAAAAUUGUCAACCUGGAAUACGAAUUUCCAAAAGGGUUUCCCCCGGUGGCGAAGGAUUUGGUUGAAAGACUGUUGGUAUUGGACCCUGCGAAAAGGCUAAGCAUAGAACAUAUCAAAAACCACGAAUUUUUUGAAGGGGUUGAGUGGGGUCGAAAACUUUGGAAACAGAAGGCGCCGAGGCUAAAGCCGUACGUCGCACCACCAACAGAAGCAAAAAUAAUCAAACUUGACGAUUAUGCCUCCGCAUCUAACUCCUCAUCUCACCGGAAUGGAGCAUCAUCGAAUGGAGGGCCACCGGGCUCUAGGCCUCAGCCUCCUCGUGUUAUCACCGAACUGGCACCACCAAGCCAGCUUGAUAUUGAAUGGUCUCCAGUUUUGACUAGGUCUAAUGAGCGGAUAUUGAAGCUGGGUAACGCUGUUGUACACACUAGUCCGGCACCUCAUUCUCCGGAUGGAAAGGGGGGUGUUAAUAGUCAUGUAGAAGCACCCAAAAAGUUUGCCCGGUUUUUUACUGGAAACAACAGCAAGAAACGUCAAAGAUUGGUGAUGAUUACAACCUGCGCCAGAGCCAUCGUUGCAGCCUCGGGUGGUGACAAAAAAAUGAAGAUGGAGAUCAACCUACAAGGGUCAGGCGUCAUUGCGAGGAAGGUUACUGACAGCACUUGGGCUAUUGAUACCCGCGACAAAACAUACACCUUUGAAGAUCCAAAGACCUCAGCGAGCGAGUGGCUGGAAACAAUAGAUCGUGCCCGGGAAAUCGCUAGUGCAAAUCACCCACCAGACGAUAGCUUUAUGGCGAGCACCUUGUCCAGCCCUUCAUCUACCCUCACUCUUGAGGCAAUCACCAGUCAUUCGCACCAACAAGCACGUGGCACUGGUGACAGUGGCGAUGGGCGAACAAACAAAAGAUUUUCGAAAAGGAAUUCUCGACACGGUUUAGCAGCGGUAUUUUGA
Morchella sextelata is the source of this 2214-nucleotide messenger RNA. RefSeq lists its product as uncharacterized. The transcript has 5 exons. Gene Ontology annotation, biological process: intracellular signal transduction; peptidyl-serine phosphorylation. The record is from RefSeq and is a predicted model, not a curated record. Bases 1 to 2214 code for a protein of 737 amino acids. Gene Ontology annotation, molecular function: ATP binding; protein serine/threonine kinase activity. Lineage: Eukaryota; Fungi; Ascomycota; Pezizomycetes; Pezizales; Morchellaceae.